Spodoptera litura is the source of this 14182-nucleotide messenger RNA. Lineage: Eukaryota; Metazoa; Arthropoda; Insecta; Lepidoptera; Noctuidae. The record is from RefSeq and is a predicted model, not a curated record.
GUACAUAAAACUACCAACAUCGUCAUCCUACACAUUGCAUCAUGCAUGUUCAUAAACAAGAGUUUUUGUCAUCAUAGUUGAUUUUGAAGUUCUAAAUCUUCGUAGGCGAGGUCGUUUUGGAAGCAUUACUUAAAUAUGGUCUAACUUUUAAUGUCACCACUAAACUUAUCUUGUCCUUCCUGCCUUGAAUAGAAUAUUAUUACACGAGCUUUGAUUUUAUCUGACAACAAAAAAUGCUGGUUUUUGCCAAAUAGUGCAAAAUAUUUAGCAAAAGGAUCAGCAUCAUUUGUCCACGGACUUAGCGUGGGUGCGUGGUGCACGGAUCGAGCGAUUGUUUCAUCUAGCGCCCCCGCGCCGAUUAGUGGCGACGCGCACUCGCCCGCCCGCCCGGCCAAGUGUCGCUCGUCUGUGCCUUACCUUACACCGCCCAGCCUUAGUCUCCAGGAUCACUUUGCAGGACACGCUGCCUCUGUAUUUGAUUCACAUUGAAUGUCAGAAGGCGACGUGUCGUUGAUCCGCGACGAAGAUUUACUGCGCCGCAUGUGGCAGCAGACUGAAGACUUCUCUCGCAAGAAAGAGAUCCGAGCGCACAUGUACCGACUGCGGGAGGAACGGCUGCGGGACUUGUACUCGCCCGAACCCACCAGAGAUGGGAAAGGUAGUGAGUUCAGUGCUGCGCAGGGCCACGUCAAGUCAUUCGCGGACCAGACCUUCCAGUCAAUGAAGAGCAAGGAGGUCCGUGACGCUGGCUCCCCACCCAAGGAGUUCACGUACCGCGGCCAAGAUCUGAAGGCGCUGUCGAACGCCGGCUGGAAUGUGGAGUCGGAGAACAAGACCACAGACGACGGGCACACGCAUGUCAAGUCCGUGCACGCUAACAUCGAGGGCCGGUACGACGUGGACGGUGGCAAAGGCCAGUUUGCGGCCGUUGACCACCAUAAGGAAGCUGUCACGGAGUACCACGACGACCACAGCAGCUUGAAGCGGAACCAGACCUCGUCCAACACAGCGGCGCGCGAGUAUGUCGUGCGCAACACUGACGACGGGACUCAAAUUUCGUCCACCACCAGCUCUUCCACGUCUUCCUCCAAGUUCCAGCAGAUGUCUUCAACAAGACAUGACACUGUGCCAUAUUUGACUAACGACGACUAUGACCUACGAAGUUACGAUACUAACCGUAAUGAGGACGUGUCCUCUGUAACAAGAAGACAAAUUGUAAGAACUAAUGACUACGAUCAAAGCACGAACAAUGAUUACGAACAAAAUGUGAGAAACAAUGAGCACCAGCAGCAUGUUAACAAAAAUGAUUGCGAACAAACUAUCACGAAGAACAAUUAUGAGCAUAGCGUGAAGAAGAAUAACUACGAACAAAAUGUGAGUAGAAAUGAUUACGAGACCGGAGAGCUUGUAUCUAGAAAGAUCGACUACCCUGAUGACAACACCAGAGUGAUUGUAGAGACGCGGUGCCUGCCUGAUGGAACUCGUGUAACUAGCACCAAGAGAGAAUUUCGGGCCCCGGUACAAAGCACACGUUCUGAGCAAUCUUACCAAGUAAGGGAAAAUAAGUCCUAUUCCACUCAACAACGAUCUGACAUCAAAGAAACCUCGAAAACAACUCAACGCGUAACAGAUAACCGCGUUACUGACAUCGUGGAUUCUCAAAGGAAUGUCGAUGAUUAUGAUUUCAAAAAACAAAUUGCAGAUUACACAAAAGACGAUGAAAACUAUUCGGAUGUAAAACGUUACGAAACUAAAAUAAACAAAAAAGUUGUGGAUCAUUCCAACCUUGACGACAACUACUCACAAACAACUCGUCACGUGACUAAAGUUACUCAAGAAGUUACUGAUAAUAAUGAUUACGUCCAACGCCAGCAACGUACGAAUCAAACCCACCACCGCCAAUACGUUACCAACGACCAACGUGAAACAGUAACGCGUGAUACUAAAACUGAUACGUCAACACCGCGUAGGGACCGUCCAGACGCCCUGGCGCCACAAAAGGAACAUCCUGAGUCAUUUACACCACGUCGUGAUCACCCUGAAACAACGAAACCACGUGAUGAUAAUCAAGAUAUUAUAAAGCAUAAUGAUAAUCGUCCACUUCAACCAAAAGAUUACAUACAUCAAGAAACUAGAAAUAUUGAAGAGAAGAUCCAUCACAUUAAGAGAGAGAACAAAGUAGAAGAAACCGUAGAGAGGAAAACUAGCACUGAUCGUUACCAAACCACAUAUCAAACUGAUUUUCCUCAAAAGAAAAUCAGUAAUGAUUGGAGUCCGUCCCACCAGGCGUGGGCCAGCACACUGCGCGCUGAUACUCCUACUACAACACGACCAUCGACCCGGGCGUCAUCUCCGGGAAGUAAAACUUUUAAGUCGAGUACGUCGUCUUUAAGGAGCAGUUUAAGCCCUGAUAAAAUAACCAGAAAGCCAUCAAGCCGCGGUGGAAGUCCCAGCAAAAUUGAUAGGUCGUCACCUACUCGCACAGUGGUUGACAAAGAUUCCACAACACAUUCCACAUAUUCUGUAACUGAAAUUAAAACGCACAAAAACACGACCUCUGAAGACAAACGACCUCCAACUGGACGUUCUCCAACCAGGCCUGGUUAUAGCCCCGAGCGAAAACCUCAAGACCAUCGUCAGAGACCAAGCGUAAGCCCGGAUAAACGGCCUCAAAAUUUGUCUUUUAAACCCAGUGUUAGCCCAGAUAGGAAACCAACACAUAGAGCAUCUCCCACUGAUAACUAUUCUAGAACCAUUUCCCCAUCUCGUCCACUGGAUCGUGAUGAAUCUCCAACACAACCACGAGAGAGCCCCGAGAAAAAACUGCCACAAAAAGCAACUCCAACUGAUAAAUAUCCUAGUGCCAGUUGCCCAAUCCGACCUCUGGAUCGUGAUGAAUCUCCAACGCGACCACGAGCGAGCCCUGAGAGGAAACCGUCUCAGAAAGCAACUCCAACUGAUAAAUAUCCUAGUGCCAGUUCCCCAACCCGUCCUCUGGAUCGUGAUGAAUCUCCAAUACGACCACGAGCGAGCCCCGAGAGGAAAUCGUCUCGUCCUGUAGAUCAUGAUGAAUUUUUGCGACCACGAGCGAGCCCUGAGAGGAAACCGUCUCAGAAAGCAACUCCAACUGAUAAAUAUCCUAGUGCUAGUUCCCCAACCCGUCCUCUGGAUCGUAAUGAUUCUCCAACGCGUCCACGAGCGAGCCCUGAGAGGAAAACGUCUCAGAAAGCAACUCCAACUGAUAAAUAUCCUAGUGCUAGUUCCCCAACCCGUCCUCUGGAUCGUAAUGAAUCUCCAACGCGUCCACGAGCGAGCCCUGAGAGGAAAACGUCUCAGAAAGCAACUCCAACUGAUAAAUAUCCUAGUGCCAGUUCCCCAACCCAUCCUUUGGAUCGUAAUGAAUCUCCAACGCGACCACGAGCGAGCCCUGAGAGGAAACCGUCUCGUCCUCUGGAUCGUGAUGAAUCUCCGACGCGACCACGAGCGAGCCCCGAAAGCAAGCCGCCACACAAAGCAAUUCUCACUGAUAACUAUCCAAGGAGCAGUUCACCAACUCGUCCUCUAAAUCGUGAUAAUUCUCCAGCACAUCCAGAGAAUACCCCUAAGGAUAAGUUCACUAAACCAGGUCAAAUUCCAGAACGCAAACAUCCUUAUGGCGGUCAGCCGGGCUCUACCUCCGAUUUACCCAGAAAUACUUCACCUUCUCGGCCUCAUCCUUCGGAAAGUAAUGUAAGGCCGGAUGAGAUGAGAGAAAGUCCCGAUCGCAAACCUCAGUCAACCAGUCCUGCCACUGAUGAUAUUUCACCUAAAAGAGGAAGUGUAAGUCCUGAUAGAAAACCGGGUUACAUGAGACCAACUUCUGCCAGCAGACCAUCAGACAACUUGAAAGGUAGAACAUCACCAACAAAACAAGUACCUUCACAGAGUCCAGAACGUAAACCCCAAAAUAAUUCGAAGACGAUAACAAAAGUUCAAGAAGAUCAUUAUAAGUUCAUUGACGAGGAAACGAAAAUGUAUACUCGUACUGAAAAAACUGAAAUUCAUGAUUCAAAGCACUCGCCGUCACGUCCUGAACGACCGACACCCAAAGAGACACUCUCAAAAAAGAGUCCUACUAAAGACACUCCUGAAUUCAAUGACGUCUCACCGUUCAGGAACAGAUCUCCUUCACCUAAGGACCAUAUCACAUCUACCAACCAAUAUAACCGAGUCGAUAUAACAACAACAACAAAUGAAGAAACAACUAUAAAGUAUCCGGCUUCGAAAGAUAAAGAUCGUUGUACCGAUAAAAAAUCGCCUAGAGAUCCAUCUCCUCCAAAAUAUGGAACUUAUGAUAAGAAAAAACCAUAUGAUGAUGACGACACCGAGGUUGCUAGGAGUGCAGUAACAACUGAAGACAACAAAUACGAUUCAUUGACACGUCGUGAGAAGUCUCCGAAGAAAACGCAGAGUCAACCAAGUUCCCCAACAAAGAAGAUACCUCGCAAUAGUGUAUCUCCGGUAAAAUCUCCGACCAAAGAUUCAAAAUAUAAACAUACUGCUGACUUUAUAUCUACAGAACAAAAGACCGAAGAGAUAAAUAAAACCGUCACUAAAGAACAUCCGAGGCGAUUGAUUACUCCAUCUUCGAGCCCUACUAGGAAACCUAAACCAACUGACACAGAGCCAUCAACUGGUCAAAGCUCUCCAACUACUUCAGUUAGUGGAUUCGUAUACUUCAGUUCUCCGCGAAACGAAAAAACUGUUGUUACAGACUUAGAUGAUCAAGAAAUUUAUUCGGAAACGAACGUAGUAGAUAAAAUCACUACUACAUAUAAGAGACCUGAAAGUCUCAGUGUGAAUAGACCUCAAUCUCCCACUAAGAUACCUUGUAGGUCACCUUCUCCGGAAAAGCGCGUGUCUCCGCCAAAGGAGUCUCUGCCAAGAAAAAGCUCCUUAAAGAAACCUACAACUGAAAUAACCCAAGCGUCUCCAAUCGAAAAGCCACCAUCUAGUUUUAGUGUAUCACCAACGGACGAUUCGAAAGAAUUCCCUGAUCAUAAAAUAGUGAAAAAAGACCAUCCAGAAACCCCUGAGUCUGACGCGCCCACUAGCAAACAAAAACCACCACUAGAACGCAGAGAAACAUAUGAAGAUCGCUGUCGCAAGAUCCUUGGUAUGAUGGAUGAUACCACUACAACUGUCACUACCAAGAAAACUUCUUACUUGAAGGAACCGGAAACAAACUUGAGUUCCCCUAGCUUUUCUCCUUGUCGUAGCCCUGCCCUAAAAGAAACUCCCUUCGAAUACCCAUCAGUAAAGAAAAUCACUAAAACCAAAACCGAUGUCACUGAUUUCAUAACUCAGGAACAACACAAUAUUGUACAGAUGACUACUACCCAUGUUGACAAGUUAGUCGACAAAAAAACUAAAACGCCUAGAGACACCUCCCCAACCAAGCUUCAAGAUAUUAUAACUACAGAGAAAAAUGUUCUGAAGGGUGAUGUUACAAUUAAAGAUACGAAAGAAGUAAAAACACUUAGUACCAAAAAAGUUCUUUCUCCUAGACAAAGUCCUGAACGAAAAUCGCCGAUGUCGUUUGAUGAUAAUUCAGGAGUUAAUGAGACUAUUACAACUAGAUUGAGCCCUGAUAAAAAACCGAGAUUAGAACCAACUACUAAUAAACCUGAAGAUAGACACCCGACAGACUCGAUUUCUGUAACUCAGGACUUUAUCGAAACCACAUCAACUGUUAGAACUAAAUAUGACAUUUCGGCUAAAGAAAAGAUACCAACUCGCUCCUCAGAGUCACCGACGAGAAAAAUUGUGUCAAAUAAACCAUCGAAACCCGGACAACCAUCAGAUAAGAGCCCAGAACGCAAACCAAGCGUCCAUAAAAAUAUUCAAAUCAAAACGAAUCCAGAUUAUGAGGAAUACCCAAAAGAAAAAUCACCUUCCAGACCUAAUUAUACAAAAACGACCAACUCUAUGGUAGUAGAAUACGACUCCACGUCUACCGUUGAGGAUUUAGAAGAGUUUUCAGAUUUACCUACACGUCAAAUGCCUCAGAUUAUAAAUGAUACUCCAACGAAACAUCCUUCAUCCUUCCAUCCUUCUGAUGAAAGUCCAGACCGCAAAGUCAGUCACGAUAAACCUUCUAUCAGAGCAAGCCCUGAGAAAAAAUUAAAAGAAUCAUCUCCGUCUAGAACUGGCCAUAGGACAACUGUAACUUCUGUGACUGAGUACGACAUCACUUCAGCUGUGGAUUUGCAAGAAAAUGUUACGACUGACACAGUUAAAACUAAAAAAAGUCUACGUGAAACUGAAUUACCUACACAAAAGAGUCCGAAAUCUGCAAACGAUACUCCGUUACAUCCUACAUAUACAAAUCGCAGUCCAGAUAGGAAGACAGACAGCCGAGAAAAGCCGUCAAGUCUUAGAUACAGCCCAGAGAAAAGCUAUGCUGAUAAAUAUCCAAGUGAUGACUCCCAGACGGAGCCUGAAAAAGUGCCCAGUUAUACGAAAACUACCAAAUCUGCUACAUCAAAAUCAGAUGUAGUAUCAACGGAUAUAGAAAAAAAAAUGUCACUCAAAACAACAGAAAAACAUGACACACAUCGUUCACCAGGGUCACCUACUAGGAAAACUACUGAACCAAAAGAUUAUACUCGUACUGGUUCCCCACCUAGACCUACCGAACCUGCUGAUAGGAGUCCCCAGCGUAAGCCAUCAAAAGAUGAAAUCACGCCAAAAAAGACAAGUCCUGAAAAGCAAGACUUUCAUAAAAAAGAACCAUCACCAACCAGAAUAAAACCUAGUUCAGAAAAAACACCUGGGUAUGUAAAGACGACUUCAUCUCACGUUCAUAAACAGAACACCUUGGCAAUGACUAAAGAUAUCACGGAAAGUCACUCGACAGAGACUGUUGAACGAGCGCGUCAUCCCCGACCGCUUUCACCAUCUAAGCAACCCACAGAAAACAAAUCAUACACGAAAAAUGAAAGUCCUGAUCGCAAGCAGCGAUACCCAGAGCCGGCAGAUAGAAAACCUCGAGAAAAUUCUCCUUCUAAGCCAAGCCCGGAUACUCCUGGCUACAUGAGAAAAACCUCUGCAAGCAUUCGGAGAGUGUCGGAAGAUCAUGUGGAAACGUCUUCUAUUACAAUUGAUAGUGCACCAAUUAAACCUCACAAACAAUAUCCAAACAGCAUUCCCAGACAUGACGAUAUUUCAACUCGAGCUAGUCCUGAUAGACAUACAAGAGAAAGGAUUCCUAAGGAAACAUCUCCAGUAAGAAAACCAGUAAUACUUACGGAUGAAAAAGAUUCCAAUUACUUAGGCACCACAACCACCUCAAAAGAUAUUAAAAAUACCACUACGACACAAAUCACCGAAGAAGAUCAAACCAUUCGACAACGUUCCAGCAUUUCCCCUACGAGACAUGAUUCUAAGCCUUUGGAUAGUUCCAAGCCUACUCCUGAAAGUCCUAUCAAAGAAUUGCCUAUCAACCGUAAUUCUGAUAUUUCAAUGAAUAAACCUUCUAUACCAAAAGGCAGCCCAACAAAAAUAUCUGAUCAUAAUACAACUCGGCAAAUUCCACAUCGUCCAAGCUCUAGCCCCGAUAGAAAACCAAGUCACAAGACAUCAUCUAACUUGAAAAUGACAUCUACUACAGAAGAAAUUAUUAUCACAAAUGUCGGAGAAAGGCAUCCACUGCCAAGAUCCACCGAAUCACCAACACACCACACUUCUCAUGAACCGUCAAAAUUCCAACCUGGUCAUUUGCAACAACCCGAAGAACAAAGACAACUUCGUACGCCUUCACCAACAAAGAAAACCACCCAAGUUACAGAAAUAAGUACAGAUUUCAUUACGUCUGAGAAGGAUCAGGAAAUUAUUGAUAGAGUCCAGAAAUCAAUCAGGAAACUAUCACCAGAGCGCAAAGAACGGUCACCUAGCCGAGAGAAGAGCCUUGGUAAAACCACGAGCAGCUUGCAUGACAUUAAUAUAACUACACAUACAGAAACAGAUGAUGAAUCUGUAUCUGAGGAUUUCACUGAAAUUACAGAGAAAUGCACAGUCACAAAAAAAUAUACUCGUCCUGUAAAACCCCAAGAUGAAAAACCAAAAGAUCAGAAAGUGCCUACCAAACAAACAACUAGGACGGUUUCUCCUACUAAAAAACCGUCAGGACUCGCUACACCUUCUAAAGUAGACAAGAGCCCAGAUUCUCCAACCAAAACUAGAAGUGUUUCACCCAAAAAGCCUGUCUUUUCAACGGAAAGGUCACAAUCACCACAGAUUUCGAAACCUAGUGGAAUUAAGCCUAAAGAACAGAUACCUUCGCAUUUGACUAGGAAACCAACUCCUGCUACUCUACAUGUCAAUAAAGUAGACAAGACUGUGACUGAAGUAAAGAAGACCACUAAUACAAGCUCUGUUACAAAACAAAAUAGUUUCACUCGGACAACAAACGCAAGUAAAACUACAACAAAGUCUAUUCCAUCUCCAACAGGUCGUCCCAAUGAGCCCGAGACAAGGCGGGUUCCAACUCCGAAAGGCAUUAGAGAAAGCACAAUUCCGACUAGGAAAGAAAACGAUACAAAGGUUACGCGCACUAGCAGCGACCUCACUAUAAAGACAAAUAAAAUAUCACCUCAGAGGAUGAAGUCAAAACCAGAAAUACAAGUGAGUGAUAUGUCGACUAAAUCAACAUUAAACACAAAAAAAUCUAUUAAAGAACCACAUUCAAAACUGCCAACCAAACCUAAAUCAGCUACAACAUUAAAUACUUCUACUGAUGAAGAUGAUAUUAUUGUUGAUGUGGAGCAAUCCAAGUCAUCUCGAGAGAAUUCACCAGAUCGCAUCUGUCCUACACCGGUCAACUUUACAGAGGAUAUAGGUACUCCGCGUUAUCCUGACGAAGUAAGUGAGCCUGAUGAUGAAUUCCGCAGGAGAACACAUCACACAAUCCACGAAGCUGAGUCUAUUGUUGAUGAUAUCGUUGAAAUUUGUGAAGAUGACGAACUGUUUGUAAGAAAAACCGACGUUGGAGUCUUCACAGAGGAAGACGAAAGUCUCCUUAGCGUAACAGACAAGGUCUCGAGGUUUACAAAAGGUGUUGAUACAAUAAACAAGUCAAAGGAUACUACCACGAUCUUCAAAGAGACUGAAAAACGAGUUCAUUCUGAUUUUAUUGACGAUAAGUUGAAGUCUGAUGAGUGUUUGCUAUCAGUGUCAGAGAAAGUUAACAAGUUUGCCAAAGGACCAAAGGAUACAAGGGAGAGUAAGAGUCCAUCACGCAGGGUCACAGAUGAGUACGAUAAAAAUACUGUGUAUCAAGAUGAUUACACCAAACUUAGUGUACAUGACAAAGCACACUUGUUCGUAGAAACCGCAGAAAAUGUUAAGAUCCCGAAAGUUAAACCAACUCCUCAACGAGUAGAACGACCUGACUUGAGUAACGUUGAUGACUCCUUAAAGAGCGAUGACUGUUUGCUUAGCGUUUCUGACAAAGUCCAUAAAUUUGUUAAAACAGCAGAGCAAUUCUUGACUGAAUCGCAUGAGGUCGAAGAAAAGGAUAAAAAAAUUAAGGAACAACAUGAAAAGAUUAUGCGGAAAAUUGUUACAGAUGUUGACGAUGACGAGCAAGAUAUAGAACGAACUAUAAUCACAGAAGAUAUAGAUGUAACUGACAAAAGUUCGCCAAAUCAUCGUGAUGAGAAAAUGAAGCAAAAAGAAACUACAUCAUCACUUCCAAAAAUUAAAGACUACAGUAACACAAACAUCAAGCCUAACGAAAGGACGCCUACUGUUAAAAUAACUACUCUCCGUAGUAGUGAAGCUGUGAAGAAAGCUAAGGCUCUGUUUGAAAAUAUUGCAACAACAACUCAAAAACCAAAAGAAACUUCUCAAGUUAAAACUACCAAGUUGACCGAUAUCGGUGUAAUAAAGAAAUCUCCAAAAACUGACUCCACUGCUGUUUUACAUCCUUCUGCUGAGGAUGAAUCUCCUAAUAUAACUGAUUUAGACAUUCAUCCACAGAAGGAUCGUCCAACUAGUGGUACUAUGACUCGACCACGUUAUCCUCAAUCAGAUGACGAUAAACCACGCAGCAGUCCAUCCCGUUUGAAUGCCCAAUCUCCAGACGUUCCAAGAUCUAAAUCUCCUAUGCGUCAGACUAUUGAAACCACAACCACUACCAAAACUGUCGUGUCUCGAUAUCCUCUCUCUCAGCGAGCUGAAUCUCCGAGACAACGUCCAGAGACUGAAAAGCCCGAUAAAAUUCCCGGAUAUCUUCGACCCACAAAGACCAGUCAAAUCAAAGAAGAGACGAAGGUGGUUGAGGAUACCGAAGUCAGCAGUCGACGUGGAAGUGGAAAGUUUGGUAUAGAGCUUCGAAGGACUAGUGUGGAAAGGUCGACAGCAAGCAGCGAGCGGCGACGCAGCGUCGAACACCCCUGCAUAGAAGAUAUCUUCGACCUGGACCUCCUGGAACAAAUGUUGGAAAAGGUCGUUGGUUACGAGCAGAGGCGACGCAUCAGAUCCCAGAUUCGCAUUGCUAAGAAGAAGCAAGAAUCUGAACACACUGAUACUAACACGUAUACUAAAACUACCAGACAGACUGUGACUACUCAAAAGCUUAGGUCCCCCGAGCGCCAACACACGAGAUCACCAGAACGGAAUGCUCCAAAAGCUACACCACAUAAAGACACUUCUCCUGACCGCCACGCUAAAACACCUCAGAGAACUAUUCCGGAACGCACUCAGCCUAGAGAACAAGUGCAACCAGUACUUAACGGCCACUCAAAGGAACCAAACCAUGCUCUCAGUGACCGGCGUCCGAGACCACAUAGUCCAGAAAAACCCACCUCUAAGUCUGUACCAAAAUCUAAGAGUCCGGUCCGUCAACCCAGCCCAGACAAAAAGUCUCGAACCCGUUCUCCUAGCAAAAGUGCUGCACCGAAACCUAAGCCAAACCGUUUCAAUGAAUAUGCAUCAGCUUAUAUGAAGAAAGUGGGUUUGAGUGAAGCGGACAAGAUCAGAUUUGCCGAAGCAAAAUCAAAGAAGACAGCCGAAGAAAAGCAGCGUACAGUGAAACACACAGAACACAAGAUUGUGGAAGAAUACUCGACUGCUAAGAGCUUCACAGACAAAGUUGCGUCUCACGAUGUGAUUGAGGUGGUCCAACUGAAUGGAACCAAUAAGAGGUCUCCGUCACCAGAGAAGCGACAGAGUCCUGAAAGGAAGGCAUACAGUCCACAGCGAAUUUAUGAACGUACGCCAAGUCCUUCACAAAAGCAAAUAAGAUCAGAACCGGUUAAAAAAGAAACGAUCAUAAAAACCGUCUACGAAAUAGAGAAGAAAAUACCUCAAAAGCAAGUCCAAGAAGAAAAGCCGUCGUGGGUGACGAACAGGAACCUCAAGAAGAUUAGCUCGGAGACUAGAACAUUCAGUAGUAAAAAAAUUGAAGAGAAACCAAAAUACAGAGCAGCCAGUCCUUCUAAAGCGAUCACGAAACCUAUCGACGUGAUCACGUCGAGCUACGGGCCGGGGCCGCUGGACGCGGACGGCAAACCGCUGUUUGGUAUCAGGGCGUUGAGGAACGGCGCUUCUAACUACCAAGUCAAGGGCACGGUGAUCCGCCAGGAGUAUCACUCCCGUAAUGGAGGUGAACCUGAGGGAACAGUCUCCGUGACGGCUUACUCCACGGAGCCCGAGGACCUAGAGCGUCUGCUGCAGGGUCAGGGGGAGCCUCCCUCUCGUAUCCACGGGCUCGCUGCCAUCACCACCACCAAGAAGUUCGGAGGAGACACCGGCACUACCUUGAAGGAAGCACACGGUAGGGAAGAUCGCGCCGCCAUAGACCAAUUCACUCACAGUGACCGCCGCGUCUCCGACACCAGGAUCGAAGACAUCACUGAGAGAAGUACUAGACAUGAAGACAUCGUAGGAGAAACCAGACGCAUUGAGAGCAGAAGAGAGGAGAUCGUAGGAGAUAGGAGCAGACAGGCAAGAGAAGAAAUUAUAGACAGUUCUAAAGAUAGGAGAGAGGAUAAGUCGGACAGGAUGCAACGGCGAGUGGAGAAAGUAGAGAAGAAGGGAGAUAGUACGCAAGAGAGGCGGGGGAGGAUAGAAAGGGCAGAUGACAAGAAGACCGUCAGGCAGAGCUCCGUGAAGUCACUCACAGAGAAAUACAUCAAGAGUGCCAAUGAGAGCAGCAAGGCAGAACGCACCACCUACCCGAAGGCGGGCCUGAUUCUGCGCACUUCCACCAUGAAGGACAGCGUCUCCAGCGACUCCUCAGCACAUGCUGGUCUGACCCGCACAGACAGCGAGCACAGCCUGGGUUCCGUGGAGGACACGGUGGUGACGACGUCGGAGCGGGUGGACGGCGGGGUCCGGACGGUCACCACCACCACUCGCACCCACGGCUCCACCACGCACCACUCCCGGCCUGAGAAGUCCUUCCUCGACAGCAAUACCAAGGUCACAGGAGUACAGGACAUACUCACCAGGAUGAAGAACGCUGAUAUAGUGAUCCAGGAGGGUGACACGACGGAGGAUACGGAGGCGCGCGCCCUGCUGAACAAGUUCCUCGGCGCCACCGUGCUGAUGGCUGGCAUGCAGAACUACGUCACGGAGAAACCCACCGGCAAGGUCGUCGUCAAACAGGAGACAGUCCGCACGAGCAGCAGUGGUGGCGGCAAAGUAACCAGCACUCAGACCAGGACUAUCGAGGACUUCGACGUAGACCAGUGCUGGGACGAGCGCCUGCUCAGGAAACUCUUGGACGAGUGCAACGACUACGAGCAACGUCGACGACUGCGCGCGCGCAUCCGCACCCUAAUGGCUGAACAAGAAGCAUGCGCGAGCGCCGUGACGGAGGCCCUGGCGGCAGCGGGCGAAGCUGAAGGUGCAGAAGGCGAUAGUCGUGAGGAAGAGGAAGUAACCGUGACAUCGAGCGUGAGGAGGAACUCAUCAGAGAAAACUGUUAGUAGUAGCACCACCACCGUUAAAACAUCUAAAGUGAUAGAGAGUAUGACCAGGCCGGCGCCCAAGCCCGUGUCGCCCUUCGCCAAGUUCCGGCAACUCGAAAAACAAAACUCAACAAACAGUCCCAACUCGCCCAAGACCCCGCAGAGCCCGGGCUCUCCGGCGCAGCCUUACUUCAAGUUCACGGACCCCGCGCUGCAAGCCAGCGCCGUCACUAUUAAAGAACGAUUGCUGCAGUGGUGUCGCGACAAGACCCGGGACUACGAGAAUGUGAAGCUGGAGAACUUCUCCACGAGUUGGGCGGACGGGCUGGCGUUCUGCGCCCUAGUGCACCACUUCCUGCCUGACGCCUUCGACUACUCCAAGCUCUCGCCUGAGAAACGCCGACACAACUUUACGCUCGCCUUCAAAAUUGCCGAUGAGAAGGCGGGCAUCUAUCCCCUACUAGACGUGGACGAUAUGGUGACGAUGCGCAAACCAGACUGGAAGUGUGUGUUCACAUACGUGCAGUCCAUCUACCGCCGGUUCAAGGACCAGGACUGACCGUCACCCUGUUGCCCGGACGUGGGACGUAAACACCGUAUAUUGUCACUACAAAGUACAAACGUUGUGAAGCCUCGAGGGGUAAUUGAUUAGACUCCCUUGUGUCUAAGCUGGCGAUUAUUUUUAGAAGGCUUCAGUGAUUUAGUCGAGAGUACCCUGUUAGCUGAAGUGAAGUGACAGUAGACGGUGUUCACGUCGCUGGGGAUUCAGGCGCCAGCGCCGAGUAGUAGAGCGCUGUAGUCACAAAUAGUACGUUACGAGGUGUGUUAUAUAAAUCCAAAGAGCGUAUGUUGUUGAUUUGUUAGUUUGUUGUAAAUGUUUAUAUGUCAGUGUCCGCCCAACUCGUAUCUCCACGCGCUGUCUCGAUACAGUCCUCCUAUUUACUAUUAUCUCAAGAUGUGAUUUUUUUCUACGUUAGCUUGUAAGGUUAAACUAACAUUUAUAUAUCGAGCGACUACUGGUAGGUCAUAGCGUAGUACCGCACUGCUGAGGAUCGCUUGCACUUAUAUACCCACAUAAGAGAGUAGUAUCCUUGUUUAUCAGUGUACAUACUGUUUCACGAUUAUUUAACGUAUUUUAUGAAUUUGAUAUUAAUAACAACAGCGGCUUCAUGUAUUCGCUACUGAUUUUAUGAAAUUUGAUAUUAUUAUAUUAUUAUGAUUAUUAU